CUUAAGUGAGCAUGUGAUACACGUAUGUAUGUAUAUAUAAAUAUGGUCUAUGACAAACAGUAUAAUUUGAAAAGUUGAGUAGCUAGGAAGAGGAGAAGAUCGAGAGAGAAGGAGAUGGGAAGGCCUCCUUGCUGUGAGAAGGUUGGCAUCAAGAAAGGUCCAUGGACACCUGAAGAGGAUAUCAUUCUUGUUUCUUACAUCCAAGAACAUGGUCCAGGCAAUUGGAGAGCAGUGCCAGCCAACACUGGGUUGUUGAGGUGCAGCAAGAGUUGCAGGCUUAGAUGGACUAACUAUCUCAGACCUGGAAUCAAGAGAGGGAACUUCACACCUCAUGAAGAAGGGAUGAUAAUUCAUUUGCAAGCUUUAUUGGGUAACAAAUGGGCAGCUAUAGCUUCUUACCUCCCACAAAGAACAGACAAUGAUAUAAAGAAUUACUGGAACACCCACUUGAAGAAGAAGCUCAAGAAGAUUCAGUCAGCUGUUGAUCAUCAUCAGCAGCAGCAACCUCAGGCUCAAAAUAAUAUAUUGGGAUCAUCUAUAUCAGACUCGACAACAAGUAAUUCUACUCAUCAUCAAUAUCCUCACAGGAAUAAUGUCAAUGACAUCACAAGCCAUGCCUCGACAACAACUCUCAGUCUCAGGUCCAUAAACCAGUCCUCCUCCUCCUCCUCCGGUGGUAUAUAUGCCUCCAGCACCGAGAACAUUUCGCGACUUCUUGAAGGAUGGAUGAGAACCUCGCCAAAGAGUACUUACGCUAACCUUGUAACCAAACCAUCUCAUGAUCGUGAAGAAAACCCAAAAGGUGGCCAAGACCAAGAUGAAGGCUGUGAUCAUGAUCUUUUAUCUCAUGAAGCAUUCCAAUCGAUUUUGUCCUUCGACAACUUGAAUAAUGUUAAUGCUGCUUCCUGGGACAGGUCUAGUACUACUAAUUGUGAUUCUAGUUCUAUCAAGCAGGUGUCUCAAACCCAAUGUAGUACUGCAGCUGCCAUUGCAAAUGAGAAGGAUAAGCACAUUAUUAGAGCCUGUGAAAGCACGAACACUCCUCCAUUAUCAUUUCUUGAGAAAUGGCUUCUGGAUGAAAGUGCUGCUGGACAAGUACUAGAGGAUCGAAUGAUGGAAUUGUCUCCAAUUUCCCUGGUGUGAACUAACCUACCCAUGGUCUGAACUCAGUCAAAAAAGAAGUGUUCAAUUGAUCUCUUUAGGGUUUUUAGUGUUUAAUUUCUGCUGAGCUUUCAAGAAGUUGAAAUCUCUUAAUUAAUUUGCUAAUUUGUAACCUUGUUCAAACUGAAUGGAAUAUUUCAAGUAA
Rosa chinensis is the source of this 1306-nucleotide messenger RNA. RefSeq names its product transcription factor MYB60. NCBI's taxonomy places the organism in Eukaryota, Viridiplantae, Streptophyta, Magnoliopsida, Rosales, Rosaceae. The transcript is spliced from 3 exons. The coding region runs from base 115 to 1143 and encodes 342 amino acids. The record is from RefSeq and is a predicted model, not a curated record. Gene Ontology annotation, biological process: response to auxin.